Molecule: messenger RNA, 2133 nt
Organism: Linnemannia hyalina
Lineage: Eukaryota; Fungi; Mortierellomycota; Mortierellomycetes; Mortierellales; Mortierellaceae
Source: the annotation of a GenBank genome assembly
AUGGACCGACAGACCAGUGGACGCGGCAGAAUUUUCAUCCAAUUCAGCCUUCUCUCUCUGGACGCUUUCAAGCUGAACUCUGUCCUGGCCAUCUCCCACAAGGUCGCCCUCUCUGUCGGGGGAAUCAUUCGAUACCGUCUCAAGCUCCUCCCCUCCCAAGCCAAGAACAUCGACAAACUCCAGUUCUGUAUCCGCAACAGCGCACCUAUCUACAGAAACAUCACCCCCAGCUCAGGACCCUGGAAGAUAGCCGUCGCCCUCGUCAGGAACCCAGACAAACUCCCCGUCGUUCCCGAGCUUGUCCCUUCAAUUGGCUGUGCCCAGGUCUGCCGCCUCGAUGCCUUGGUGAACCAUAAUGACGACGACGACGACGACGACGAAGGAUGUAACGAGUGGGAGCUCGAGGUCUUGUCGGAAAUGAUCCUUCAACACAACUGGAUCGAUAUCUUGAUUGAAAUUUAUGUUGUGCCACGGGCAGGCAGCACCACCCCAUUGGAGGCAACCACAGCUGCAACCGACAACAACUCACGAGCCGAGGGAACCGACACUGAAGUCCAGCCCAAAGUCUUGCUGCCUACCGUUUUGUCCUGCGACUAUAAGGACACCCAAACUAUUUGUGGACCCGUUCGCCCAGAGGAUGUCUCGGGGGCAGGGGACGAAGAGGGUCUUCAUCUGGUGUUGUUGACCCACGGCAUCCACGGGUCUUGGCUCGACAUGCUGUACAUCAAGGAGCAGAUCGAUGCGCACAACAAGGACAACGGAAAGACAAUCACCUUCUUGACCGAUACCAACCACGCAGGAACCGAGGAGGGCAUUCAAAUAGCAGGGCAGCGAGUGGCGAUGGAUAUCCUUGAGUGGACAGGAUAUUGCGAUACUGAGCAAGGACAGCAACUGAGAAAGGCGUUCGCCCUUGCGGCCUCGAAAUCGACAACAAUAUCAGCAACAACAUCGACAUUGACACAAAACAAGACAACAAUCAAACCAUUCCCCCGAGGCAUCUCCAAAGUUUCGAUCAUCGGACACUCACUGGGUGGUCUCAUCAAUAUGUACGCACUCGGCUUCGUUGAAGAGAUGACACAAGGCGCCUUCUUCAGAACCAUCCAGCCGGUUCACUUCAUCACCCUCGCUUCACCACUGCUUGGCGUUGGCUUUGAGCAUCCUUGGGUUCUGGCCUAUGCUCUGUCUCAUGGUGUCAUCGGUCAGACAGGAAAGGAUCUUGCCCUCGCGAACCGAUCGUCCAAACUAAAGAGUUCCAUCUCUUCAGCCUCGUCAGCCACCUCCCUCUCUACCACGUCGACAUUGACCUCGGACAAGCACUCACUAACAACAUCAACGUCAACAUCGGCACCAGGACUUAUCAUGGAAUGCGCCCUUGACAAGGGCUCAGAACCCCUACUGCUGGCUAUGGCUCGACCAGGAUCCACCUCAAAUCGCGUCCUGAAGCAGUUCGUCAGCAGGACCUCGUAUGCUAACAUUGAGAACGACAUGGCAGUCAAGUUCAACACGUCGUCGAUGAUGGGUAUCCCAAGUUUCGACAUGGAUCAGUUCUUUUCGCCAGAAGGAGCGGCAACACAACCCAAGAGGAGCUUAUACCACUCUGCCCUCGUCAGCAUCUUGGCGCUGCUCCUGCCUCAGAUCCCACCUCGAGCCAAGUUCUUGGGGAUUGCCGAUGCGCCGUCUCCAGUCGUCAUUGUAGAACGCGUUGCAGCAGGAUCAGUCGAGAAACUUGACGGCACUUUUGAGACCCAAGACGCGACAACAACAGCGAUGGCCGUGACAACAGGAGUCGAUGCCACAGGGACAAAACGGAACAGGAAAAACAAAGAAGCAGGAAGUGUCAAAAAGUCAACAGCUUCGUCCAACCGGUCGACUUCAAGGCCAAGUUCAGGAUCAGCGUCCGACUCUUCAUCAAGGUCCUCUUCACCCUCGUCUACCAGCGACGUGUCGGCAAAGUCGCGACUAGAAAUAGCACUCCUCGUGUCGGAGGGAUACCAUACUGGCAUGGACUGGACCAAGAUCGGCGUUUUUAUUGAGCAUGAGGCGCAUGUGCAGAUCAUUGUCAGGCGCAAGUGGUACAACCUUGACGGCUGGAAGUGUGUCCAGGACCUUGCCGAGCGCUUCAACUUUUCGUAG